Pieris brassicae (large cabbage white) is the source of this 4931-nucleotide messenger RNA. RefSeq names its product ATP-dependent translocase ABCB1-like. The coding region runs from base 360 to 4127 and encodes 1255 amino acids. Gene Ontology annotation, cellular component: membrane. NCBI's taxonomy places the organism in Eukaryota, Metazoa, Arthropoda, Insecta, Lepidoptera, Pieridae. Gene Ontology annotation, molecular function: ATP hydrolysis activity; ATP binding; ABC-type transporter activity. Gene Ontology annotation, biological process: transmembrane transport. The record is from RefSeq and is a predicted model, not a curated record. The transcript is spliced from 23 exons.
UUCUUGCCCAUGGCUUUUUUCAUCGGUAACGUCCCACGUAUGGAAUAUUUUGCGCGUUUCAGCGGAAGGUGUUUAAUAAGUGUUGGUAGAGUUUACAAAUCUAUUUCGGGCAUGUAAAUAAUUUGCUCACUAUUUCUUCGUCAAAGUCAAAGUCCUGCUUUACACAUAUGUGUUUUAACGAUUUUUAUCCUAUACCGCGUGUAUUGUAAGUGUGUGAUAUCUUUGUUACAUCAAUACAAUUUGUAUCUCCAGAUAUGAAGCAUUAAUUUAUCUUAUGAUACAAGUAUAUCAAUAUUGAUAACUGGCCAGACUGCAAAUGUGGUCGUGGUACGCGCGUCGUGUAAAACAAAAUUAUAAAAAUGGCGGAUUUAAAAAAAGCAAGGAAUAGAUAUAAAGUGAACGACUUGUCUCAAGUGGAGUUUACGAAAAAUGGAGGGAAAGGUGAAACUGAAUCAGAGCCUCCUGCACCUGAAGUUCCCGGAAUCUCAUUCAUUACCCUUUUUCGCUUCGCCUCGACACAGGACAAAUUAUUUAUCGUAGUCGGAAUAAUAUUUUCAAUUAUUUCCGGUUGUAUGACACCUUUGAACACAUUACUUAUAUCCUCACUUCUACAAAGUAUGGUGGAGUUUGGGAUUUCUGUAAUAGCUGGAGAUCCACAAGGGGACGUGUUUCUUCAGGCAGUCCAAGACUUUGCGAUCAAUAACGCUGUGGUCGGAGUCAUUCUGGUUCUAACGUCAUAUGGAGCUACAGUUCUAAUGAAUUUUUCUGCUUAUAAUCAGGUUUAUAGAAUACGCCAAGAAUACCUGAAGGCAGCCUUAAAUCAGGACUUCGAAUAUUUUGACACGCAUCAAACCGGAGAUUUUGCCUCGAAAAUGACUGAUGACGUUGUAAAAUUAGAAGAAGGAAUCGGUGAGAAACUUGGUACCUUCAUCUACUACCAGGCUGCGUUCGUGAGCUCAAUAAUAAUGGCUCUAACGAAGGGCUGGAAAUUGGCACUUCUCUGCCUCGUCACUUUUCCUGUUACACUCUUUCUUGUGGGAAUGGCUGGACUUAUUGCAUCCAGGCUGUCAAAGAAGGAAGCCGCAGCUUCAAGUAAAGCUGGUUCAAUAGCUGAGGAGGUCCUGUCAGCAAUUCGUACAGUGUACGCUUUCAGUGGACAACAUAAAGAGUUGGAAAGAUACGAAACACACACUAGUGAAGCCAGAAAAAUUAAUAUCAAGAAAGGAUUCUUCAAUGGUCUGGCUAUGGGUACACUUUUCUUCUGUAUUUUCUGUUCGUAUGCACUGUCGUUCUGGUUCGGGAGCCAGUUCAUACAGAACGAGCCAGAAAACUACGAUGUGGAUACGAUGAUAGCUGUGUUUUUCGGUGUGAUGAUGGGAUCAUCAAACUUCGGUAUCUCGUCCACUUUAAUGGAAGUAUUCGGAGUGGCAAAGGGAGCUGGUGCUCAAAUCUUUAACUUGAUUGACAAUGUACCAACGAUAGAUCCUAUGAGGAAUCGAGGUGCUGUACCCAGUUCUAUAGAAGGAAAUAUAGAACUCAAGAACGUAGUUUUUCAUUAUCCUUCCAGACCGGAUGUACCGGUGUUAAAUGGAAUCAAUAUAACGGUGAAGCGUGGACAGUCUGUGGCGCUGGUUGGCCAUUCGGGAUGCGGAAAGUCAACUAUUAUUCAACUUAUUUCCAGAUACUAUGAUACUAUUGAUGGCAGCGUUCACAUAGAUGGAAACGAUGUCCGUAAUCUCUCCAUCCGUUGGCUGCGAGAACAGAUUGGUCUUGUUGGCCAGGAACCAGUUCUCUUUAAUACCACUGUACGAGACAACAUUCGCUUUGGUCGUGAGGACGCCACUAACCAAGCUAUUGAGGAGGCAGCCAAACAAGCCAAUGCACACCAGUUCAUAAUGAAAUUACCAUCGGGCUACGAUACAUUGGUUGGCGAGCGCGGUGCGUCACUAUCGGGCGGUCAAAAACAGCGCAUAGCAAUCGCUCGCGCGCUCGUACGUAACCCGCGAAUCCUUUUACUCGACGAAGCCACUAGCGCACUGGACACGGCUUCCGAACAUAAAGUACAGAAGGCUUUGGAUAAGGCUGCUGAAGGUCGCACUACAAUUGUCGUUGCCCACCGAUUGACCACUAUCAGAAAUGUCGACAAGAUUUACGUAUUCAAAGCUGGUGUAGUGGUGGAAAGUGGUAAUCACGAAAAACUGAUGGAAUUAAAAGGGCACUACUAUGACAUGGUGAUGCUGCAGUAUUCACCAGACUUCACUGAAACUGAUCAGGGAGGCAACGUUUUAACCCGAACAGUAUCUGUUGUUAGCGAGAAGGACGAAGACGAGCACAUAGAGACAAGGAUUCAGGAACCAGCAGAAGAAACAGAAGAGCCACAAGUGUCAUUCUGGAAAGUUGUUCGAUUAAACAAACCAGAGUGGAAGUCCGUGACGGCGGCCAGUAUCGCCUCUGUUGUCAGCGGAUUUGCGAUGCCGUUAUUGGGUGUCAUACUUGGAGACUUCAUUGGGAUUCUCUCACAUCCUGACCCUGAAUAUGUUAGGAAUGAAGUUCGAAAGUACGCUCUCAUAUUUGUUGGAAUCGGGAUUUUCUCUGGAAUUGCUAACUUCAUUGUGGUAUCAAUGUUUGGAAUUGCUGGAGCAUACUUAACUCAACGGCUCCGGAAACUGAUGUUUGAAAAGUUGAUGCAACAGGAAAUAGGCUUCUACGACGACAAGUCCAACUCAACUGGCGCCCUCUGUGCCCGAUUGUCGGGAGAAGCUGCAAACGUUGAGGGGGCGACUGGUCAAAGAAUCGGAACAGUGUUGCAAGCUUUGGGAACAUUUAGCUUUGCUUUGGGAGUGUCCUUAUUCUACGAGUGGCGCUUAGGACUGCUUAUUAUGGUAUUUGUGCCAUUUAUGGUGGGUGUUCUGUACAAGGAAGGUAGAAUGGUCAGCGCACAAUCCUUUGGAACGGCGAAAACUAUGGAGACCAGUUCUAAGAUCGCCGUAGAAGCCGUAGCAAACGUACGUACAGUUGCCUCACUAGGUCGUGAAGCGGGAUUCUUAAAAGAUUACGCCAUACAACUAUUACCAGCGCUACAGAUUGCAAAGAAAACGGCACAUUGGCGCGGGAUUGUCUUUGGUUUAUCUAGAGGGCUCUUCAACUUUAUUUACGCGGCUGCUUUGUAUUAUGGGGGGACUUUAAUGGUGAACGAAGGCGUUGACUAUGCUGUUAUACUUAAAUCUGCUCAAGCGCUUCUCAUGGGCUCUGCGUCAGCAGCACAGGCUUUCGCCUUCGCGCCCAACUUCCAGAAAGGUCUAAAAGCUGCCAGGCGCGUGAUGAUUAUUUUAGAAAAAGAAUCGAAAAUAACCGACCCACAUAAACCCGCUGCAGAAAACUUUAGAGGAACAGGAGAAGCAAGCCUUCAAAAUGUGAGUUUCCACUACCCCACGAGACCUUUAGUACAAGUUCUGAAGAAUUUAGACCUAGAGAUUGAGAACGGGAAGACCAUCGCUCUUGUUGGUGCAAGUGGCUGUGGCAAAAGCACCAUUAUACAGCUCUUGGAGCGAUAUUACGAUCCCGAUGAGGGCAUUGUGGCACAAAACAGCAUCCCCCUUAACAAACUCCGUCUUGCUGACGUAAGACAGACUAUUGGAUUUGUACAACAAGAGCCCAUACUUUUCGACCGUACUAUUGGAGAAAAUAUUGCGUAUGGAGACAACUCUAGGAAGCCCAGUAUGGACGAAAUCAUUGAUGCCGCUAGGCAGGCAAAUAUUCACAACUUUAUUGUGUCUCUGCCCUCGGGAUACGACACCAAUAUCGGUUCUAAAGGGACCCAACUGUCAGGAGGUCAGAAGCAAAGGGUAGCUAUUGCGAGAGCAUUAAUUAGAAGACCAAAGAUGCUGCUUUUGGAUGAAGCUACUAGCGCUUUAGAUACCGAAAGCGAAAAAGUAGUUCAAGAUGCCCUGGAUGGGGCAAAGGCAGGUCGCACAUGCGUGAUGAUCGCCCAUCGCCUUAGCACAGUUAGAGAUGCAGAUCUCAUCUGUGUGCUCAACGAUGGAAGCCUGGCGGAAGUCGGAACUCACGCGCAUCUCAUGCAGCUCAAGGGGCUAUACUACAAUCUCAACCGACGGGGAUAUGCUUAAUGCUUUUAGAAGAUUAUUUUAGUUUUAAUUUAAUCUGUAUGAUGGUAGCUAGCACAAGUAUUUUUCAUUUUAUGUGGGCAGGUGUAGAAUAUUAGUUCCACCAGCAUAACAUUAUUAUAGCAAUGUCCAGAACUCCAAUAUACCAUAGCAAUAGGGUACUUCAUCAUUGUGAUACAAUUUAUGUCUGUAUAUAUCUUAACCAGUGCCAUAGUGACCAGCAUCAUCUGUCUUGUGUGAUUCUGUAUGUCUUAUUUAAUUCAUUAACCUACAUAUACUAAAUAAUUCUAUAAAACUAAUGAAGAUGAGAAAAAGUUAGAAAUAAUAUAGUUAAAAUAACUAAUUAUAAAAACAUUCAUUGGGAGAAUUUUAGGUCUUAAGUAAAUGAGUGUCACUGAUUUAUAUUUACGUCAAAUUGAAGGUACUUAUCUUAAAAGUGGUCAGUUAUCUGAUGAAAACAACUUUCUACCUUCUCAUAACUUUACAAUGCCUACAUACGCAGCAUGGACGCACUUAGCAUUUUACUGUUCUUCCUAAAUAUUUUAUAUAUGCUUACAUGCAUCACCUAAAAUACUAAUUCACAUUUUAGGAAGUGAUUAUGCCAUGCACUUUUUUAAGACAAAUGUUAGCCAAGUAAAUCAAAUGUUUAUAUAAUUAAUAUAUUUAUUUGUAUAAAUGUACUUAACUUGUGAUUUUAGCUUGUAAUAUAAUUCCUAAUCAAAUAAAUUUAUUGUAAGCAACAGUUCUUUUUAUAUUGUAUAAACUUAUUAAAAUACAUACUAUACUUAUAGACUGUAAAUAAAACCA